Pseudopipra pipra is the source of this 1910-nucleotide messenger RNA. RefSeq names its product transmembrane protein 35A (gene TMEM35A). Gene Ontology annotation, cellular component: endoplasmic reticulum. NCBI's taxonomy places the organism in Eukaryota, Metazoa, Chordata, Aves, Passeriformes, Pipridae. Gene Ontology annotation, biological process: positive regulation of protein localization to cell surface; chaperone-mediated protein complex assembly. The record is from RefSeq and is a predicted model, not a curated record. Gene Ontology annotation, molecular function: acetylcholine receptor regulator activity. The transcript is spliced from 2 exons. The coding region runs from base 247 to 753 and encodes 168 amino acids.
GAACACGCAAGGAAACAGAGGAUGACUUGCUGGCAGGAGUGCUCCAGGUGCUGGAGCUGCCUGGCUCCGGCUGCAGGGCAUUAGGACCCAGGGGUUGCCGAGUGGAGGAGGCUGAAUUCCCUCCCGCUGUCAUCCUCCUGCCUCUGCAGCUUUAUCCCUACAGCCUUCAAUGGUGACGGACUCCCUCCCACCCGGGCUGGCAGCCAGAGCCAGAAGGCCUCGCUAGGACCGGAUCCCUGCAGCUCUAUGGCAUCUCCCAGGACUAUCACCAUCGUCGCCCUCUCGGUGGCCCUGGGGCUCUUCUUCGUCUUUAUGGGGACCAUCAAACUGACCCCUCGGCUCAGCAGAGAUGCCUACAACGAGAUGAAACGAGCCUACAAAAGCUACGUGCGGGCCCUGCCCAUGCUGAAGAAGAUGGGAGUCAGCUCCAUCCUCCUCCGCAAGACCAUCGGCGCCCUGGAAGUGGCGUGUGGCAUUGUCAUGACACUGGUGCCUGGUCGCCCCAAAGACGUGGCCAACUUUCUCCUGCUCCUCCUCGUGCUGGCUGUGCUCUUCUUCCACCAGCUCGUGGGGGACCCCCUCAAGCGCUACGCCCACGCCCUGGUGUUUGGGAUCCUGCUCACCUGCCGCCUGCUCAUCGCCCGCCAGCCCGAGGAGCUGCCAUCUGAGAAGAGGAUGCUGUCGGUGAACGGGGAUGAGCAGCCACUCAUCCACGAAGCAGCUCCCGAGAAAGGCAAGAUGAAGGUAUCCUAGUUGAGUGCAUGUGAGAAACACGGACCCUCGAGGCAGCUCUCUCCAAAAUCACCUGGAACAAUUUGGUUUUUAUUUUAAACCUAUUUGCGUUUGUUUUUUUUUUUGUCUGUCUAAAUAAAGUUGCACUUGGGGUCUGAGAGAUACAAGGUAUGUCUACACCGUAGUCUUGCUUUUGCUGCUGCCCUGUAAUGUAGAAAAACACAAGCCAGCUUUCCCGGGGACAGCUUGGAGGCAGUCAGCAACCUGGCUGGAGCAGUGCCGGCCGCAGCAGGAGCUGCAAAACCAGCCUGAGACCCUGGGCAGAGAUUUGGGCGGGCAGUCAGGCUGCCCUGGCACUGCUGCAGUGGGGAGAUUAGUCUCUGAGACCAGCCCCGAGCCCCAGACCUGGCCUGGAUGCUGCUGCCUGGCAGUCUAGAACAGCAGCUGGGCAGGACAUCACCAGUGUCCCUGUGCUGGCCUGUGCAGCCCCACCCACACACCUGCAUUUCCUUUUCCAUUGUCAAGGGGCAAAAGGGACCCUACUGUCCAUAAAAGUGCAGUUGCUUGUGUUGGAGAGAGGGAUCCCUUUGCUUUUGCUGCCUCUGUGCCCAGUCCUUUCUUUGGACUGGUUAUCCAGGGAAAACGUGAGAUGCUCUGUUUGCAUCUUCCUUGAUUUCCAUGUAGAGGCUCUAAAACUGGGACAGUGGCCUGAUAACAGUAAUAUUUUGCCCGCUUCACAUGAGGCAACGGCAUCUCUUUAUCCUUUUUGGCAGAGAGUAAUGAUCCCUGGAGAGGGGAUGGGGAGCAGAACUGCCCAAAGAACUCCAAAAUAUCUGUCAGAUGUAGGCAAAUAGCAUCGUGCUCCCCGUUUCCUUGCAAGAAAAAACCUUUUUUCCACAGCUACUGUGACUUUAUAGAAUUGUUGUUUAUUGCUGGUAGAUGAGGGUCUGAACAAUUCCAGGUACCUCAUUGCUCAUCCCACAUACAGCCUCGGUGAGCUGGGAGAACUGUUACCAGAGCCUGAAUCCCUGUGUUGUAUCUGAAAUCUUAGAGUGUCAUAAGGAGCAUGUGUUACCUCUGAAUUUGUCUGGUUUUCUUAAUGUUUGUCUGUUUUCAGUUUUUCCUUAUUUUUUUUUUAAUUAUUCAUGAAAAUAAACUUUUUGAAAUUUGGAGAAAAA